CGCCCCAUGAUGUUCCCAACAGCUGACAGACGGCGAGAGCGUCUACGAGAGCCGUCGGCGGAGUGUCUUCUAGUCGCUAGCCCGAACGGACUGGAAAUACAGGUCGAGCUGAGCAGCGCGUCGCCGCCCCGAGACGCCGUCGAGCAUCUACUUACGGAUGGAAAUAGAACCCGCUUCCACUUGAUCCAUUCUCCGUCCGGAUCGGGAGCUGGUGGCGGACACCCGCGCGUCGGCUAACUUCCACGACAGGUCGCUACGUCGCCGGACGCGGUGCAUGUGUUCCGUGUGAGCCGACCCGUUUGACUCCAGCCCUCAACCCCAGCCGUGCCCGAUGCCGAGGAAUGGAUAGUGUGUCUGCCAGCGGUGGGAAGAUGGUCGAGAGUGAUGAGCGGCCGGAGAGCGAGAGCGGCGGCGGCGGCGGCGGCGCGGCGACGGCCGCGCUCCAUCAGUGCGAGCUCAUCCAGAACAUGAUUGACAUCUCCAUCUCCAGCUUACAGGGGCUGCGGACCAAAUGCGCCGCGUCCAACGACCUCACGCAGCAGGAGAUACGCACUUUGGAGGUGAAGCUGAUGAAAUACAUCUGUAAACAGCUGCAGUGCAAGCAGAAGGUGCCGCAGAGCGAGAGGCCCGAGGCCCUGGACAGCUACCCGCGCCUACGCGACUGGCUGCGCACCAUCAACCUGCGGCCGGAGCUCAUCCAGGCAGUUGAAGCCAAGCUGUCCCUCGAUGCCUUACUGCAGAUGACCGGUGCUCAGGUGAGGGACACAAUGCGAAGACUCGGGUCCAGCUCGGAAGAAUGUGGCCGACUCAGCGCCGCCCUCUCCUGUCUGAAGAGCGCCACUGAAUCAGGUGGCGAGCUGAGGGAGGACGGCGGCCCGUGGCUGUCGGAGCCGGCCAGGAGGGACAGCGGCUCCCUGCUGAGCGCGGACCCGCUGCCCAGCCUCGGGACCCCGCUGCGGCCCCACAGCCCCUCGCCCCUCGCCCGCCCCUCCACCAUCCACUCCACCCCGUCCACGCCCUCCGCCACCUUCCCUCACCCGCGCUCGGGCUCGGUGUCGGCGGCGCCCACGCCCGAGGCGCUGGCGUCCUGCGGCCACGGCGACAGCCCCCACACGGACCCCUUCCCCAUGUCGCUGGCGCGCGCGGCCCUGCUCCACGGACACGCGUCCACGCCGCCGGUGACGCCGCCGUCCAAGAGGCGCCACCGCCUGAAGCCCCCCUGCACGCCGCCGCCCCCCUCCCGCAAAGUGCUGCACCUGCUGCCCAGCAUCGCCCUGACGCGCAGCAAGAGCCACGAGUCCCAGCUGGGCAACCGCAUCGAGGACCCGCCCACAAACAACGCGCCUGAACUCCCUCCUCGCAGGUGUGCUAAGAAGAACAAGCUGUUCCUGAAUAUGCAAGUCAACGGCAACGGGUGCGAGGAGCCGCCGGCGCCGCCGCGCCACCCGGCCGCGCCGGCGCGCACCCCGGGGGGCACGCCGGCGCCCCCCCCCUACACCCUGCCCGGCACGCCCACUCUGAUGGAGGAGCACGGCGCCGUCAAGAAUAAUGUAGCAGUGCAUCGCAGCUCCCCGCAGGCAGUGAGGAGGGACAUAGGCCUCCCAGUCACACACAGGUUCUCCACCAGGUCCUGGUUGUCGCAGACGUGCCAGGUGUGUCACAAGAGCAUGAUGUUUGGAGUCAAGUGCAAACACUGUCGGUUAAAGUGCCACAACAAAUGCACCAAGGAGGCCCCGUCCUGCCGGAUCUCCUUUCUGCCCAUCGCCAAAAUCCGGAGGACCGAGUCGGUCCCGUCUGACAUAAACAACCCGGUGGACCGGCCCCCGGAGGCGCCGCAGUUUGGCACGCUACCGAAGGCCCUCACCAAAAAGGACCACCCUCCGGUGCUGAACCAGCUGGACUCCAGCAGCAACCCGUCCUCCACCACCUCCUCCACGCCGUCCUCCCCGGCGCCCUUCCAGCAGAGCAACCCCCCCAGCGCCACUCCGCCCCCCAAUCCGUCGCCCAAGGGCCACCGGGACAGUCGCUUCAACUUCCCCGCCGCCUGUUACUUUCAGCACAGACAGCAGUUUAUCUUCCCUGAUGUCUGUAGUCCUGCUAAUUUGCACACUGACGUCCUUCAGGACACCGUCAGUGAAAUAGAACAAUCAGCUGAUGACAUCCACACUGAGCUCAUCGAAGACGAGGACGAAGCGGACGGGGAGGAGGAAAUAGACGUGGAGGAGGACGACGCAGAAGCCGAGGAGGAGGACGAGGAGGACGGCGAGGACGACGACGGGGAGGACGAGGACGGCGGCGGGGAGAUGCGCAUGAACAUGGGCUCCGACGGCGAGCUGGAGGGCGACGAGCUGGACGACCUGCCCAGCUCCCGGGGGAACCAGUGGAAGGGCCCCAUCUACCGCAAGCCCAGCCAGACCAGCGUCUACCUGCAGGAGUGGGACAUCCCCUUUGAGCAGCUGGACCUCGGGGAGCUCAUAGGAAAGGGCCGCUGGGGCAAGGUGCACAAGGGCCGGUGGCACGGCGAGGUGGCGAUCCGGCUGCUGGAGAUCGACGGCAACAACCAGGACCACCUGAAGCUCUUCAAGAAGGAGGUGAUGAACUACAGACAGACGAGGCACGAGAACGUGGUCCUCUUCAUGGGCGCGUGCAUGGCUCCGCCCCACCUGGCCAUCAUCACCAGUUUCUGCAAAGGCAGGACGCUGUAUUCUGUCGUCAGGGACACGAAGAACACGUUGGACAUUAACAAGACGAGACAAAUCGCUCAGGAGAUCGUGAAGGGGAUGGGCUACCUGCACGCCAAAGGCAUCGUUCACAAGGAUCUCAAGUCCAAGAACGUUUUCCACGACACCAAUAAAGUGGUGAUCACCGACUUCGGGCUCUUUGGGAUCUCGGGGGUCGUUCAGGAGGGGAGGCGCGAGAAUAAGCUAAAACUGCCGCACGGGUGGAUUUGCUACCUGGCUCCAGAGAUCGUGCGCAAGAUGAGCCCGGGUAACAACGAGGACCGCCUGCCUUUUUCCACCGCGGCGGACGUGUACGCCUUCGGCACCAUUUGGUACGAGCUUCAGGCCAGAGACUGGCCGAUCACCAACCAGCCCGUGGAGGCCACCAUCUGGCAGGUGGGGAGCGGAGAGGGCAUCAGGAAGGUCCUGGCCGAGAUCAGCCUGGGGAAGGAGGUCACCGAGAUCCUCUCGGCCUGCUGGGCCUACGACCUGAGGGAGCGGCCCACCUUCACCCAGCUGGCCGACAUGCUGGAGAAGCUGCCCAAGCUCAACCGCAGGCUGUCCCACCCGGGCCACUUCUGGAAGUCUGCCGAGUUGUAGCCGUCGCUCUGAGACACAAACAAUGCAAAACAAAGCCCGGGUCUGCCUUGCAUGCUCCUGAGUCUAACUGUUACAGGACUGAUCAAAGCGCUGCCUCUGCCUGAAACAGACACUGCUUCCACUAAUCCAUAGUCCGAUCUUCCGUGUCUAACCGUUGCGUUUUCCUGCUGGGCCGAGGGGACCGGUGGGCUGAGGUGCGCGGCCGGGGGGUGACGGAGGUCGCUCCUCCCACGCUUUACCUACGUCAUCUAAUAUCUCUCUGCCUUUCCUCUUGGGCUGUGGUCUGUAAUGUCGCCUGGGACUCUGAGGCUUGUGGUCUGUUGCUGAUGAUGAUGAUGAUGAUGAUGAUGAUGAUGAUGAUGAUGAUGAUGAUGAUGAUGAUGCAUUGGCCGGCUCACCGUCUCUGUGCUUCUGUGAUGUGCUUGUUCCUGCCGGGGCCCUGACCACACAGCAGUUUUUUGUCUCUGACUACACACACACAAACGGACACACACCAAGCAGGAACACUGUUGGACAUGAAAUGGGCCCCGCCACCACAUGGACCUAUCCAUUCAUCUGUGGUUUCGCUGAGGCUCGUCUCCUGUCAGAGCCCACGUCUAGACACGAUAUGCACUUUGUCCACGGGAGGAAACCAACCAUAAACUUUUGUUGUUGCUGUUGCUGUUGCUGUUGUUGUUGUUGUUGUUUAGUUUGGCUUUGAAUAGUCAUAUCUGCAGUGUUUCCUUUUUCCUCCUCAGAAGGGUCUUUAGUCGUCCGUCGCCCUUUUUUAAACCUAAAGUAACAGUUUGUUCGAUAUCACGUUUGGGAACGGGGCACUGACAUGAACAGAACGCAGCGAAACGGCGUCUGAACCCGAUCCGCUCGGGAUCAGACUAAACGCUGGCUGUCGGUGUCCGUUCAUGGAAGUGUAAAGUGCACUUUAUAAGAACACGAGUUCCUUCAUUCUCUGCGCAAAAAAAAAAAGAUAAUCAGGAACCUGGCGCAAAAGUGUCCUAUAUCUUCCUCGAACAUUACCUCUUGUGUGUGCUUAUAUUUAUGUGCUGUGUUGAGUGUGUGUGUGCGUGUGUGUGUGUGUUGUGUUGGGCAUAGGGUUGGUGAAAGAGCGUUACUGUUGCGUCGCAAAAUCCAGUAGUAUGUAAUGUACAUACAUUAUUUAAUGUAUAGCAAAUUAACACGAUUCUUCUAAUAUUUGUACAAACAUUUUAUAUGUAAAGUACAUCACAACAUUUUAGGUACUGCUAUGGCUAAAACAGAUGCAUAUAUAUUUAUAUUUUUUUCCGUGUACAAAGUACUGUAAAAAAAGCUGUACAAUUUUUUUUUAGAAUGGGCCAAUACAUGUUUUUUAUGUUACUGUAAAAAUUCAUAUUUUUGUAUUGCAUGUGUUUACCAUUCUGUACACACAGUUUCUGUUUUCAUCCACGGGAGACAAUAAAAGGAGGCUUGUCAUGUAAA
This is a messenger RNA of Betta splendens (Siamese fighting fish), 4772 nucleotides long. RefSeq names its product kinase suppressor of ras 1a (gene ksr1a). The transcript is spliced from 20 exons. The record is from RefSeq and is a predicted model, not a curated record. Gene Ontology annotation, molecular function: ATP binding; protein kinase activity. Bases 342 to 3320 code for a protein of 992 amino acids. Lineage: Eukaryota; Metazoa; Chordata; Actinopteri; Anabantiformes; Osphronemidae. Gene Ontology annotation, biological process: protein phosphorylation.